AUGGCUCCAAAAAUACUUAAAGACGGCACGGUGCUGUCCUAUAACGCAUCCACGCAGUCGAUAAAGGCACUUCAGCGCGCUUCGAUCUUGAUUGUCGAUGACCGUAUUACCGCCAUAGAAGAGAACAGCGAUGAUCUCUCUGCUCCGUCAAGAACCGAGACCAUUGAUGUCUCGGGGAAGAUUGUCUCCCCGGGGUUCGUCAACACACAUGUCCAUGUGUGGGAGACUGUCUACCGCUCCAUGGGACCUGACACGACUCUGGCGGAGUACUUUGGCUGGGUUAGCCACAUGUCGGAGAUCACACAGGCUGCGUUCACGCCAGACGACAUUUACAUAAGCUCUGUGGAGGGCAACUGGUCAGAACCCGUAAUGGAAUCGGGCUACCGGGCGGCUGUCGAUAGCGGGGCGAGGGUGUGGUGGUGCUAUGAUGUUAGGCAUAAGGAGGGAUUUUCUAGUGACGAACAGUGGGAAGCUUACGGCGCUCUCAUCAAAGAUAAAAGCAGUCCCCGCGUCCUGCCUGGGCUAGCCCUGGACGGGCUGGCAUGGACUGUUAUGAACGGCGAUGGAAAGGGAGCGGAUCUCAUUCGUGAGAAAAAGGAGAAGCUGGGCUUGCAAGCCCUCACUAUGCACCAUCUUGGUGGACCGUGGCCUCCCAUGAAUACAUCCCCCACCACAGUCUGCGCUGACAAUAACAUCCAUGAGGCCAAUCUUCCGAUCAUUUUCUCCCAUGCAUCCUUUCUUACCGACUCAGACAAGGACCUCAUGCGUAAGCAUAACGUCUUUAUCUCCAUCACUCCUGAAUCCGAAUGCCUCUACGGGCAGGGCCAGGAGACCGGCCACGAGGUGUCCGACCAGGCAUCCCUGGGCGUUGACACGAACUGGAAUUUCUCUGGGGAUAUUGUUGGCCAGGCACGGCUUUGGCUGCAGCUGGUACGGUUCCGGAACUACACCAAGACCCUCGCAGCUGGCCUGAUACCAAAGGCGAGCCCGAUGGCCGUGGAGCAGGCUUUCCUGCUUGGCACAAGACAGGGAGGCCGUGCUCUACGAAGAGACGAUAUCGGCGUCAUUACUGUCGGAGCGAAGGCAGACCUUGUCAUCUUCAAUGGCGAUAGCCCGAGUAUGCUAGGUUGGAGCGACCCCAUAGCAGCGGUGAUACUACACGCCAGCUCCGGAGAUAUAGAGCAUGUCUUGGUGGAUGGGGAAUGGAAAAAGAAGGAUUUCAAACUCGUUGACCUGCCUACCGGUGCAUCGUGGGACGAGCUGCGUGAGCGAUUUUUGGAGUCCUCAAAGCGCAUCCAGCCUCAUUUCAAGACUCCGCCGCCCCUACCGGAGAAGCUUUUUGGUGUAGCUGACUUCGGAGAGGUUGAGAAUGUUAGUACUGUCUUUAAACCAUCGUGA
Molecule: messenger RNA, 1398 nt
Organism: Aspergillus nidulans FGSC A4
Lineage: Eukaryota; Fungi; Ascomycota; Eurotiomycetes; Eurotiales; Aspergillaceae
Exons: 3
Coding region: 1-1398 (465 amino acids)
Molecular function (GO): hydrolase activity, acting on carbon-nitrogen (but not peptide) bonds; hydrolase activity
Source: RefSeq, a predicted model, not a curated record